CAAAGAAUUCGCAUUUGCUUUCUCUGUCUCUCUCUCCCUCUCGCCUUUGAUAGGUGGAGGCUCUCUGCGUUUUAACGCUUCAAGAGCUGCGGAGGAACUUGUGAUUCCGAGGCUGGAGCUCGAGUUUUUGAGCCCGAAACCAUGGGAUACUCGAUGCUCGUGCUGACCGGGCGGCCGGCGAAGCGAAGGCCGACGAAGCGAAGAGCCGGGUUGCAGAUGAAGCGAGCGGGGCGAGGAGUUUGUAAUUUAGGGGAAAAAAUUUCCAAGUUGUUUGACCCAGUAGCAUGGGAACUGCUGCUUUACGACAGUUGCUACAGAGCUUGUGUCGCGAUUCGCCCUGGACAUACGCGGUGUUCUGGAAGAUCAGGCGUCAAGUCCCUACGGUUUUAACAUGGGAAGAUGGGUAUUUUGACCAUUCAAAGGCUAGAAGAAAUAUAGAGAAUUGUUUAGAUGAGUUAUACUUCAACAGAUCAGGCGAGCUGUUCUCUUUUGCCUAUGAAAAUGGCUUACAGAAUGAAAGUGCAAGCCCUUUAGGAGUUGUGGAAACCGAUAUGUCAUGUCUUCACUACUCACUGGGAGAAGGGCUUGUAGGCGAAGUGGCAGUCACAGGCAACUACUGUUGGCUUUCUUCUGAUGAUAUUUUGGCUUCUCAGUCCAACUCUGAGAUUCCUUUAGAGCUUCCUGAAGAAUGGCUACCACAGUUUUUGGCCGGUGUGAAGACUAUUCUCCUGUUACCUGUUCUUCCACACGGGGUCUUGCAACUAGGCUCCUUGGAAGUGGUUGCUGAAGACAUAGCGAUAGUUGCUGAUCUCACGGGAUUAGUCUCACUUCAACACGAUUUUAGCCGUUCUCUAACUUCCACGAUGAACCAUGGCCUGCAGGAUCAUUCAAUCCCAUCCUGUUUUAUAGAUGAUGUGGAUGAGUCAUUGAACAUAACUGGCAACCUGGUUUUUAAAACAAAAUCUGAAGGGUUAUAUAGCAAUUUUGAGGUGAAUUGCAGCAUGCUAAAUCUCGUACAUGUUCGGCCUCUGUCAGAAAUUCAAGAAGAUGCAUGGGAAAAUCAGACUUGUGUCUUGGCAGCCAGUCCUUCCAAAGUGUCAACUCCCCCAAUUGGACCUGCAAACCGGUCAGAAAGGAUGGAUUAUGAUGAUUUUGGAUUCUCUUGUGCAGAAGAAGAAUUGCAUGCCUUCAACAAAUGUUACAUUUCAGGCGGGUUAGGUGACUUUUAUGAUGGCAUGGAGGACUACUUCACUGCUAGCGACUUUGUGAGCCUACCAUUUGGAGACAAUGAUGUUGAGAAUAUCGAAAAUGAAACCGUAGGCAACAUGUCUAGCUUCUCCGUGAACUAUGAGCUAGAUGAAGCUCCUGGACCAACUUUCUUGUGGCAAAGUGAAUUUCCAGUGGAUUCGUUUUUUACAGAUAUGGAUGUGCUUACAAGGUCUUGUUUGACUGAGAAUCAAUAUUUUGUUGAUGGCAAUAAGCUGUUUGCUGGGGAAUCUGGGAGAUAUCCUGCCAAAGAUGAAGAGGAGUAUCUCUUGGAAUCUAUUGUCAGUAACUCAUAUGAUGGUCCUGAUGGUAAUUCACCAAAUAAAUCCAACAUCACAUCUUCAACCGUUCAACCGGAGCAACUUUUGACUUCUUUGAGAACAAAAAGGAAGUCUGAAGAAAGCUGCCUGAGUGGAGAUUUUGCAAGCCGCAUAACUCCAGCUGCAUUCAGCUCUAGGAAUAUAGGUAAAGAAACUUCCAGCGAUUCUUUAACUUCAGAUAAAAGCACGCUGAGUACAGUCACUGAAAAAGAGCAGAGGAAGAGAAGAUCCCCUCAUGAACAGGCUAAGGGGCAGAAGAAGAUGAUCAGCGGUAGCAAAAGAAAGGGAAGACCAGGUGAUAACCAGAGGAUAAGACCAAGGGACAGACAGUUGAUUCAGGACAGAGUGAAGGAACUUAGGGACCUUGUCCCAAAUGGUGCAAAGUGUAGCAUUGAUGGCCUUCUAGAUCGAACAAUCAAUCACAUGCUGUUCUUAAGAGGCGCAACCAACCGGGCAGAGAAGUUGAAGAAGUGGGUGCCUCCAGAGGAAUCCGGACGGAGCAGAUGGAGAGCACUUGAAAUCGAUGCUGAUUCCCAGGGUGGAGCUAGUUGGGCUCUUGAAUUAGGAGGUGAGCUUCAGGUAUGCCCUAUAGUGGUGGAAGACCUGGAAUACCCAGGACUCAUGCUUAUUGAGAUGCUAUGCAACGAUCAAGGGCUUUUUCUUGACAUUGCUCGUGUGCUUCAACGCCUAGAAUUGACCAUCGUGAAGGGUGUUACAGAGAAAGAUUCUGGCAAUACCUGGGCCUGCUUCAUUGUUGAGGCCUCAAAGGGUUUUCAGAGAAUAGACAUAUUCUGGCCUUUGAUGCAGCUUUUACAGCACCGAAGGAAUUCCGUUCCGACAUGACUUAAUGGCUGUUGGGUUAUCUAUUCACUAACAAAUAGUCUGUUUUGGUCUAGUGGUCGUAGGAUGUCAUUCUUGCAAUGGGAGUUUCUUUUAGUGUUCCUGCGAGUUAUUAUCAAAUGUUGAUUAGAAUCUAAAUAGUGAUAUCGGGUGAAUGGAUGGUCUUGUAUUGCUGCAGUGAUCUGUUGCGUGGGUAAUUAAUUCUUCUUAAUUCUCUUUCGAAAA
This is a messenger RNA of Syzygium oleosum, 2651 nucleotides long. Its product is annotated as transcription factor bHLH155-like. The transcript has 11 exons. The record is from RefSeq and is a predicted model, not a curated record. NCBI's taxonomy places the organism in Eukaryota, Viridiplantae, Streptophyta, Magnoliopsida, Myrtales, Myrtaceae. Bases 285 to 2429 code for a protein of 714 amino acids. Gene Ontology annotation, molecular function: DNA-binding transcription factor activity; protein dimerization activity. Gene Ontology annotation, biological process: regulation of DNA-templated transcription.